AACUUCAGUAAAUAAAGUGGGCUGGGCACCACAACGUAACCUAAACAACUUGUUUUCCUCGACUAUUUAAACUUACACAAUUGUUUUCCACCAGUGCGUUGUGCGAAAAUCGAUCAAACUAUGCUGUAACACGCUACAUACACAAACAAGCGUGAAGAAACAAAAGAAGUCAUCAUGUGGCAACGAGUCAUCCUCGCCUGGCUGAUUGCCCUCGCAUUGGGCGUGUACGCGCAAUACGAAUGGCAAGCACGAGACGCCUUCGAUGAGGUGCGCAUGAAGAUGGACAAGGUGACCAAAGACAACUGCCCCAUUCAACAUGUUGGUGAUCUGUACUUGCCUGAAGAUUCAGUCUCACAUUUGCCAGAAAUCAAAGAAAUCAACAUCAAUCCAGUGUUCCCGAAUCGCACCCAACUGUUGCAACUACACAACAUGGCUCUGAGUAGAUCCUUUUUCUGGAGUUACAUUCUGCAGAGCAGAUUUAUCCGACCAGCAAUCAACGACACAUAUGAUCCUGGCAUGAUGUACUACUUCCUUUCAACUCUUGCUGAUGUUUCAGCCAAUCCACACAUCAAUGCUUCUGCAAUUUAUUUCUCACCAAACACAUCUUAUUCACCAUCUUCUGGGCUUUUCAAUAAGACUUUUCCGCGAUUUGCACCCCGUACAUUCCGUACAGACGAUUUCAACGAUCCGAUUCAUUUAGAAAGAAUCUCAACAUUAAAUACCUUUACUUUGUUUGACUUGGGUGCUGUUACUCCCAACACAAGCAACGAUUACACCUCAGAUUACUAUCGAAUUAAUGAAUGGUACAAAUUAUGGAAUCUGCCAGACAUUGUUGGUAGACAUGACACCAAAACAACUUAUCAAGUUGAGAUUAGAUACGCGAAUAAUACGAACGAAACAUUUACAUUCCACGGACCGCCAGGGGCGGACGAAGACCAAGGACCGGUGAAAUGGACGCGACCAUAUUUUGAUUGCGGAAGGUCGAAUAGAUGGCUUGUGGCUGCUGUUGUACCCAUUGCGGAUAUUUAUCCUAGACAUACAGGUUUCAGACACGUUGAGUUUCCAAAAUACACUGCCGUCUCAGUUAUUGAAAUGGACUUUGACAGGGUGGAUAUUAAUCAGUGUCCAAUGGGGAUGGGUAAUAAUGGACCAAACAGAUAUGCAGAUACUGCAAGAUGUAAAAAGGAAACCACAGAGUGUGAACCUAUACAUGGAUGGGGUUUCCGACGAGGCGGAUAUCAAUGUCGAUGUAAACCUGGUUGGCGACUUCCAUUCUUUACACGGCGACCUUUCUUAGGUGAAUUGGUCGAGAGAGCCACAGCCGAACAAUAUUACAAUGGAUUUGACUGCUUAAAAAUUGGCUGGGUUCAAAAGAUGCCUGUGCAGUGGGAAAAAGCCGAACCUCUUGUCAGAGAACACUACCUCGACCAAUACUCAGAAUACAAAAACUAUACCAGUGGCCCAGCCUCACUUAAUCAAAAGCGACUUAAUAUUCACAAAGCACUAGAUUUCAUUCUCGGUGUCAAUAAAGAUAACUGCCGUAAAUAUAAACCAGAACAUUUGAUACUCCAAGGCGACAUUAACUUUGGUGCUAAAGAAUAUUUUGAUAACGAAGCCAAGAUGGCUGUACGUCUUGCUAACUUCAUCAGCGCUUUCUUACAAGUUUCUGAUCCGAAAGAAGUUUACUCUGGUAAGCGUGUGGCAGAUAAACCACUCACCGAAGACCAAAUGAUGGGCGAAACAUUGGCCAUUGUAUUGGGCAAUAGCCGAGUCUGGAGUGCGGGCACAUAUUGGGAGAGAAACAAGUUUACGAACAGAACACAUUUUGCGCCAUACGCGUAUAAAACUGAAUUAAAUACUAGGCGUUUUAAAUUGGAAGAUUUAGCUAGGUUAACCAAACCUGAAGAAGUUUACACCAACAAAGACUGGUUCCAGUUCUUAAAGCAACGCUGGAGUACUAAUUUUGAUAGCCUGGAGAAGUACUAUCUGAAGCUAAAGAUUAGAUUCAACGAAACAGGUGAAACGUUUAGGAAAUUCGAAAGGUACCCUACUUUCUACCGAGCAGCAAAAUUAGAUCACGGUCAUUGGACCGCACCGUACUUCGAUUGUUAUGGAAAGGUACCCAUGUGGAAGGUUAAGUAUGCAGUGCCUUUCUUUGGAUGGGAUAGUUUGAAAGCAAAAUUAGAAUUCAAGGGAGUCGUAGCUGUCACAAUGGAUCUGUUAAAACUGGACAUUAAUCAAUGUCCCGAUAAAUAUUACGUCCCUAAUGCAUUCAAGGGUACCCAUAAAUGCGAUGAAAAAACGUCCUAUUGUGUGCCUAUCCUAGGCCGUGGAUUUGAAACAGGCGGUUACAAAUGCGAAUGUAAACAAGGAUACGAAUAUCCUUUCGAAGAUUUAAUCACUUAUUAUGAUGGACAGCUAGUCGAAGCUGAAUUUAGUAAUUUGGUGGACAAUAACGUCACCAGAUUCAACAUGUUCAAAUGCCGUAUUGCCGGCGCAUCGAGUAUAGAAUUGAGUGCCUUGACGAUGAUCACGAUGUUGAUUGCCUUGUUUUUAGGAUACCGUAGAGCUAAUUAACAUAAUAUUUUAAUGCACAUACAAAUCAUUCGGCAGAGUAUUGUUCUUUUAUGCAUAUACAAAUUUCACGUAAUCCGUCCAGGAGUUUUUUUUAUGUUGUAUAAAACAGAGUGCCUGAAACGAUGUAAUGUACAUAACGAUUUUGAUGUCUUUCACCAUUUUUGGAGAAGAUAUUCUUAAUUGUACUCAAUCGAAGAUUAGCAAUAAUGAAACGCACAGCAUGUACGUUAAUAUAGCAUUAUUUUUAUAUUAUUAGCAUGUAUAAUCGAUGGAAACUCGGAGCAAAUCGUGUGCAAUUUAGAUUUUCUAUUCAUUCUAACGCAUUCGACUAGAAUCUCACAACGAUCAAGCUGUUUUUAGCGGUGAAUUGCGGUUGAAACUGUUAAAGCGACCAUGUUACAUUUAUAUAUCUCCGUCCAAGUUGUUUUUAUUUGUAAAAUUUAAGCAAUUUUAAACAUACUAUUAUGUACUUUUUGUAUUUUGACAUUAAAUCAAAUUUUACCUUA
Messenger RNA from Dalotia coriaria, 3083 nucleotides. RefSeq lists its product as uncharacterized. The record is from RefSeq and is a predicted model, not a curated record. NCBI's taxonomy places the organism in Eukaryota, Metazoa, Arthropoda, Insecta, Coleoptera, Staphylinidae.